AUGAAGCUUCAGGCUGAUGCAGCUAAUGUACUUGCCAGAGCGUCUGCGUAUUUACAAUCCGGUGUUAUAAAGAAUAAACCAAUUUGGUUCGAUAUCGUUGCAAAAUAUCCACCAACUCAUAAUUUAAUUAAAAAAUCAUAUAUAUAUCAACAAGAUUCAAAAGAUCCAAGAAAUGAAUUAAUAAAACCAAAAGAUCAUCCACUAAAUAAAAAUCAAAUAUUCAAGACAAGACCACAUAAAGAAGAAUCAAAAAAUAAUAACAACAAAAUACAUAGAAUCCCCAAAUUAACCUUUCUUCAGGAUGAAAUUAGAAAUUAUUUUUAUUUACAACAUCCAUGGGAAUUAUCAAGACCUAAAAAUUUAAUAGAAAAUAAUGGAGAUGAAAUAUUGAAUAAAUGUGAUUGGAGUAAUAUGUUACAAUUAUACAAACCAUUAGAUGGUGAAUCAGUAGUACAACGUACCACCUACAUUUUAGAAAAUGAUCCAAAAAUUAAAAACAUUUUUGAAGCUUAUGAUUUAGCAAGAUUUGAAUUUUAUAAAUUAAGAAUGGAAGAAGAAAUGGAAAGUCAUAUAGCAAAAGAAGAAAGUACAAUGUAUGGAGCUGUUUUUGAAUCUAAAAAUAUAGAUUGGAAUUUAGAAACUGAACAAAAAUAUAUUGAUGAAUGGGUUUCAUUAGCUUCUGAACAAACUAAGGUAUUAGAAGCAAAUUCAAAUAAAUCUUUUGCUCCUGUUGGUUCAAUGGUUGAGGAAGAGAAAACUAAAACUUCAUUAUUUGAAAGUUUAUUACAAAUGAAUAAUAUUGAAGAUAAUGUAAGUCAAGAAAGUAAUUCAAAUGAAGAAUUUAAAAACUUGUAA
Molecule: messenger RNA, 855 nt
Organism: Lodderomyces jiufengensis
Lineage: Eukaryota; Fungi; Ascomycota; Pichiomycetes; Serinales; Debaryomycetaceae
Product: mitochondrial 37S ribosomal protein mS23
Exons: 1
Coding region: 1-855 (284 amino acids)
Cellular component (GO): mitochondrial small ribosomal subunit
Molecular function (GO): structural constituent of ribosome
Source: RefSeq, a predicted model, not a curated record